AUGGCUACCAACGACAUCUCUGCAGCUUCCAAAGAUCCUCUCGCGAUCCAACUCCAAAUCCCGCUUGUGGACGGUUAUAACCAUUUUGCCAUGCGUAGAAAACACUUUGACGUACGGACCACCGCAGAGCCCAACAUUUCGGUGGGAAAUAAGGAUGAAGAGACACAUCAGCUGGAUGCAGAAGAGGAGCGAAAGAAAGAACGGAGGAUGGACAAAAAAACCCGAGGCCAAAGGAUCAAAGAAAUUAAAACUUUCAUUUGGAAUCCAGAGACCAGGGAAUGUUUGGGCCGGUCCGCUCGGAGUUGGAGUCUGAUACUCCUUUUUUAUCUUGUCCUGUACACCUUCCUGGCUGGCAUGUUCAUAUUCUGCAUGUAUGUAGUCUUGAUCACGCUGAGCCCCUACACGCCGCGGUACAGGGACAGGGUGGCCCCUCCAGGAGUGACGAUUAGACCGUACCUAAAUCAAGCCUACAACAUUGCCUUCAGGGUCUCCCAACCUACUUCCUGGCAGCCUUACGUGGACAACCUGGAACUGUUCUUAAAAGAGUAUGAUGACAAGAUUCAAGAAAGCAGCAAUAUCCCGUGCACCUCGGGCUCGUAUUUUGUGCAAGACAGCGACGAAACCGCGGUGAAGAAAGCUUGCCAAUUCAAGAGGUCCCAACUGAUGAAGUGCUCCGGAGUUCAGGAUAAGACCUUCGGCUAUUCACAGGGCCAGCCUUGCAUAUUGCUAAAGAUGAACCGCAUCAUCGGGUAUCAGCCUGGCUACGGCACUCCAGUUAAUGUGAGUUGCAAAAUCCAGAAAGGCGAACCAAGUCACCUCCAGUCACUGGACUUUUUCCCAAGCGAGACAUUUGAUCCCAUGUAUUUCCCUUAUUAUGGCAAACUUACGCACGUGAACUACACACAACCUUUGGUAGCCAUUCAUUUCACAGGGAUUACGAGAAACCAGACCUUGGACAUUCAAUGCCAGCUGAAUGGCAAAGGGAUUAUCAACACGGUUAACAACGAUCGUUUUUUGGGGCGAAUCAUUUUCACACUAACCGUCAACAGCUAA
Thamnophis elegans (Western terrestrial garter snake) is the source of this 1053-nucleotide messenger RNA. RefSeq names its product ATPase Na+/K+ transporting family member beta 4 (gene ATP1B4). The coding region runs from base 1 to 1053 and encodes 350 amino acids. The record is from RefSeq and is a predicted model, not a curated record. Gene Ontology annotation, biological process: potassium ion transport; sodium ion transport; regulation of DNA-templated transcription. NCBI's taxonomy places the organism in Eukaryota, Metazoa, Chordata, Lepidosauria, Squamata, Natricidae. The transcript has 9 exons. Gene Ontology annotation, cellular component: sodium:potassium-exchanging ATPase complex; nuclear inner membrane.